Haplochromis burtoni (Burton's mouthbrooder) is the source of this 2345-nucleotide messenger RNA. It is a transcript of the gene sppl3, whose product is annotated as signal peptide peptidase 3. Gene Ontology annotation, molecular function: aspartic endopeptidase activity, intramembrane cleaving. Gene Ontology annotation, biological process: membrane protein proteolysis. The record is from RefSeq and is a predicted model, not a curated record. NCBI's taxonomy places the organism in Eukaryota, Metazoa, Chordata, Actinopteri, Cichliformes, Cichlidae. Gene Ontology annotation, cellular component: Golgi-associated vesicle membrane; cytoplasmic side of endoplasmic reticulum membrane; lumenal side of endoplasmic reticulum membrane.
GGCGUACUCCCUAGUUGACUCCAGUCAAGUGUCCACCUUCCUCAUUUCCAUUCUGCUCAUUGUCUAUGGCAGCUUCAGGUCAUUAAACAUGGAUUGUGAGAACCAGGACAAGGAUAAGGAUGGAAACCCUUCAACAACGGGGUCAUUCAAUAACAACAAUACAAACAACAGCAUUCAGACUAUAGACUCCACACAGGCCCUGUUUCUGCCCAUAGGAGCCUCAGUGUCUCUGCUAGUCAUGUUCUUCUUCUUCGACUCUGUACAGGUGGUCUUCACCAUCUGCACUGCAGUUCUUGCAACAAUUGCAUUUGCAUUCCUUUUGUUGCCAAUGUGCCAGUAUCUGACCAGACCCUGCUCCCCACAGAACAAGAUUUCGUUUGGUUGCUGUGGGCGCUUCACUCUGGCUGAGCUCCUGUCUUUCUCACUCUCUGUUAUGCUGGUGCUCAUCUGGGUGCUGACUGGACACUGGCUUCUCAUGGACGCUUUAGCCAUGGGCUUGUGUGUCGCCAUGAUAGCGUUUGUGCGACUUCCCAGUCUGAAGGUGUCUUGCCUGCUGCUGUCAGGACUGCUCAUUUAUGAUGUUUUCUGGGUGUUUUUCUCAGCAUACAUCUUCAAUAGUAAUGUGAUGGUCAAAGUAGCCACUCAGCCUGCUGAAAAUCCCAUAGAUGUUCUGUCCAGGAAGCUCCAUUUGGGGCCGGGGAUGGGCCGUGACGUACCCCGCCUCUCCUUGCCCGGCAAACUCGUCUUUCCCAGUUCCACAGGAAGUCACUUCUCGAUGCUGGGAAUAGGAGACAUCGUGAUGCCAGGGCUGCUGUUAUGCUUUGUCCUGCGUUAUGAUAACUACAAGAAGCAAGCGACCGGGGAAGUCCCAGGGCCCGGUAACAUGUCUGGACGCAUGCAGCGCGUCUCCUAUUUCCACUGCACUCUCAUCGGAUACUUUGUAGGACUGCUGACUGCCACCGUGGCCUCCAGGAUCCAUCGUGCUGCACAGCCCGCUCUGCUCUACCUGGUGCCCUUCACCCUGCUGCCUCUGCUCACCAUGGCCUACCUGAAGGGGGAUUUGCGGCGCAUGUGGUCUGAGCCUUUCCACACUAAGUCUAGCAGCUCUCGCUUCCUAGAGGUAUGAUACAACUUGGGACAAGCGACCAGCACGGAGAAGUUUUUUUUUUUUUUUUUUUUUUUGUUGUUGUUGUUGGGGUUUUUUUUUUCUCCCUUAAUUCGAGGGAAGGAGAGAGGGCACACUCACAGUGAGGCCAUGUUGUCAUCACUCGUUCAUGCUUUCCACCAAUCUUCUGAGAAAACCCUCCGAAGGGACACCAGUGUGUGGAUCACAACGCCCCGACACAACUCAUCUUUGGUCCCUAUAUCCUCCCUGUUUCAUCUCUGCUUCCUCUCUGCUGUUUAUUUCCUCUUCACUACAGCACAUCCUGCCCAUGCUGUUUUUGUUCUGCCCCCCGCCCCCCUCCUUUUUCACGCGUGUAUAGUCUGUCUCAAUUGCCACUUCCCUCACAUGGCCUCGUCUCAUUCGUCAGGCCUCUUCUCUGUCUGCAGUUUCCUCCUUUUUCUACGUCUUUAAUUUCCUCUGCAUCUCUUUGUCUAUGACUCAGAUGAACUCGAGGGCAAGGCCUCCCCUCCCCCCUUUUUGUGGACUUGCAGUUGUGAGACAUAGCAGGGGUUUAUAUAUAUUUUUUUAGCAUUGUCGUGGUCAUUAUUAUUAAUAUUGUUGUUAUUAUUAUUAUUAUUAUGGAACAACUGAAAAAAAUGGAGUUGAGGUGGAGUAUUGCAGCGGCACAGGAGAAUGCCCACGAGCAGCGACACCGUAAAGGAGAAGAGUCUUCCCCUUCCAUCCGUCUGCCCUCGUUCACCUUAGCUUUCUCCCAUCUGUUCCACCAUCGCUCCAUAAUGGCUUCUCCUCGGCGCUCCUGCUCUCCUCUGACACUCCCCGCGAGCUCCUCCUCUCUGUUCAUCUGCUGUCCUCAUUCCCCACCCUCACAGAUAACUAUGUAUUUUAUUUAGAAAAGUUUUAUUCUUGGCAUAUACAGAAAUGAUGCAUUAUAAAUUGUUAAGCUGCCUCCUCCCCCCAGCGUCGGCGGGUGGGGGGCGCUUCUAUUUGUAUAUAUGUGUACACAUGUAUUUGCAGUAUCUUGAGUUUGUAUUUGUGUUUGGGAGCAUGUUGAACAGGGUGGGAAACUGACGCCAGCCAACAGCCGAAUUUUUGGUGAAUUUUGACUGCCAGCUGCGUCGACAAGCAAGCGUCCAUCUAUUGGAGACAGUUUUCUAAAUGUUUGUCGACUUGUCCAAUAGAAGCAACAGAUGUGUGUGUGUGUGUGUGUGUGUGUGUGUGU